This is a messenger RNA of Exophiala xenobiotica, 822 nucleotides long. RefSeq lists its product as uncharacterized. NCBI's taxonomy places the organism in Eukaryota, Fungi, Ascomycota, Eurotiomycetes, Chaetothyriales, Herpotrichiellaceae. The record is from RefSeq and is a predicted model, not a curated record. Bases 276 to 626 code for a protein of 116 amino acids. The transcript has 3 exons.
GUGGCACCCCUCGGCGUCCCCACGCGAUUGAUACCGACAGUCGCAGAAGUUCGGCUGCAAUUGCCGGGAUCUGAACUGCCACCGAUACCGCCUACUGCUACAUUCGACGCCGGUAUGAGUCUGGACUGGAGCAAUAUAUGACAGUUUUCGAACCUUUUAUCGCACAGGAAACAACUUUUCAAGCUUGCAAGAAACUCGUUUGAGCUCACGUCAAGAAUCAGGCAUCACAUUCCCGGACUUUUGCCAUAACAACCUCAUCAACAGCAAGGUCGAAGAUGUCGCCAAAAGGGCCCUACAAACUGGUCACAGUCAACACUGCCCCUGAACGAGCGAAGCGACUGAUCGGCCGUGUCGUUGAGGAUCUGAAAGACCAAUAUACCAUCCAGCAUAUGGCCAAUUGCGAAACUAUCGACGCCGUCGAACCGACAGUGAAGGAAAUCAAGCCAGACCUACUGUUCUGCGCCUCAAUGUGGACACCGGAGGAAAGCGCAAGGAUUCAGCAGAUCGCGAAGGACAACGUUCCCGGAAUCAAGACGCAUGCUAUACCUCAAGGCCUACAGGUGGAGAAGGGUCCUGAUGCAGUGGUCGAGUAUCUCAAGGAGCAGAUCCCGGGCCUUCUGGGGUGAAAGGCCUCCUCUAGCGUGGAGACAGUUCAGCCUGGUGAGCCUUGUAUGUGUUCCGAGAAAGGGUAGAAAGGACGGUUAGAUUGGCAAUGGCCUCACUGGCUUGCUUUGUGUCCUCGUCCGGGUGUCCUCCGUCCAGAUGCCUUCUGGUGACACGACGUAGGACUAGCUAGACAUACCAUAGAAGAUCAGUUCCGAU